GCUCACUGCUCUCAAGGAUGAAAAGGGGCAGGUUCCUAUGGAUCUCAGAGCGCCUUGCAGGCACCCCUCAAUGCUGGGACUUCAGACUGUGUUGCUAACACCUUCAGGGAACAUGAAUAUCCACCAUGGUGAGGCUGGCCCCUGCCCUGUCCUUGUGAUACGGGUCCAAACCCUCUGGUGUACAAGCUAUUGAUGGUUAUUACUAGCUGUUAUUAACCAAUUUUUCAUAGUGAGGCACGGAGCAGAUGGAGUGUCUCUCAGGGAAGGAGGGAAAAGCAGGUUUUGAUUUCCAUCCAUCCCAGAUCUGCCCUCCCCCAUCAUUCCCAGGGAGCUGCAGCAUGGAGAGGGAGGGCAAGUUGUUCAAGGAGGCCUUCUCCAGAGGUUCAGCUUUGCUGUCACUGCUGAGAGGCCAGCAAAUAUGCUGGCUGAUGUAUCAGGCAAGUGACUCACACACCCUUCUGCCCCACUGCCCUGUGACGGGUCUGUGCCCUGCAGAGUCCUAGGCGUGUUGAAGCCCAGCAUGGCUUGGUGGGUUUUUUUCUAGCAAGAUCCAUAGACCACCAGCUUCCAUUCAGUGGAAAGGUCCUGGAUGCCUCUUCCAACAACAGAGUGGGAUGAGGAGCAGAAGGAGGAGGAGAAGAAGGCACUGGCCCCUUCCCCUCCACAGCAGCCCCAGUGCCUGCCUUGUCUCGGCAGGAGGGACAGCACAGCCUCUCCUCCCAGUCUGCCCCUCUGGUGGGAGGGAGCGAGGUGUCCCUGCCAGCUCGCUAUCAGCCACUGUAACCAGGGAAAAGGGGAAGGCCAUGUCUUGGGACGUGGUGAUGAUAACCUGGGGGAUGCGCAGCCUGCAGCCCAGCACAAGCCUGCAGCCCAGCACAGCCUGUGGCAGCGCUGCUUGCAAUGGAGAGACAGCACCGUAGCUGUCUCCUCCUUCUCCUCCUCUGCCUGCUCCCACCAGCGGGCACCCUGGGCCCACCGCUGCUUCCAGAGGAAUCCCGGGAGCCGAUGCUGCUGCUGUCCAGCACCGCUGACCCCACUGCCCACCUGCUGCGUGGCCACCCCUCGGCCCCGGUGCGGCCCUACAGCCUCUCUCUGUCCCCCGAAGACUACCGCUACUCGCCCAAGCCUCGGCACCUGCGGCCCGGGCGGCUGCGCCGGCUGCUGGGCUUGGCCUUUGACUCCUUCUGGAUGGCGACCGAGGAACCGCAGCGCCGCAACGGCAGCAUCCUCCAGGAGAACUUGGAGUCCCUGAGCCGGGACCUGGCUGAGGGCGCCGGGCGCUACCGCCGCAAGCUGUGGAGGGAGGCAGAGGGGCUGGAGCUGCCCACCCUGCUGCCACCCAGCCCGGGGCUGCCCUCUGAACUGCCGGGGACCGUGGCCCGCCGCCUGCGGCAGUGGCUGGUGGAGCGGGCCACCUGCCGCCUCACUUCCACCUGGGUCAACCUGGGAGCUGUCUUCUGGCCCCGCUGGGUGCGCCACACCGCCUGCGAGAGCGGUGCCCCUGGCUGCUCCUGGCCCCCUGGCAUGACCUGCCGCCCCGCGCAGCUCACCCACAUCAAGCUGCUGGCCUGGCACUGCUGGGCUGCCCGGGCUCCCGGCCCGCCGCACUGCGCCUGGCGGCAGAUCCCCUACCCCGUCGUGGCCGCCUGCAAGUGCUCCUGCCGCUGAGGGGCCGCGGAGGUACCCCCUGGCGCCUGCUCUAGCGGACAAAUGGGCUGGACGGUCACUCCUGGGGCCGGGAACACGAGGGGAGAAGACCCUAGACGGAGAAAUAAACCUCCAAACCCGAAGCGGGAUCAGCUGUGGUCGUUGCUGUUUCUCGACGAAGCCUCAGGGCAGGGGACGCAGCUGCUUUGCCCCUCGGCUGCCGGCAGUGGAGAUGGCACCAGCGGGCCCCUUGCAGGGCGUUUACCUCUUGUGAGGAGCCUGAGAUGGGGAAACUGCGGCACCCAACGGCAGAUCCAGGCCUCAUUUGCACCAGUCCCGGGGAGCUCGGUCCCAGCUGGGGCAGCCCUGGCGGCUGCCGUGAGCAGCGCGGGAAGUAAGGGGCAGAGGGACGUUGGCAGCGAAGGGGUAGAGGAAGGUGGGUUGCAGCUCAGGGUGGAAAGGGUGGCGUUGGAAAGGGCUGGAGGGCAUCAGCAGGA
Pogoniulus pusillus (Red-fronted tinkerbird) is the source of this 2144-nucleotide messenger RNA. RefSeq names its product noggin-like. Lineage: Eukaryota; Metazoa; Chordata; Aves; Piciformes; Lybiidae. The transcript has a single exon. The record is from RefSeq and is a predicted model, not a curated record. Bases 901 to 1668 code for a protein of 255 amino acids. Gene Ontology annotation, biological process: negative regulation of BMP signaling pathway; negative regulation of cell differentiation; osteoblast differentiation.